UUUGUUCAAUAAUGUCUAGUAAUUUUUAAAUUAUUUUAAUAGAGACCAUUUUAGACAUAUAUGAUGUUAGGACGAAUAAGACAAUGAACCCCUGGUACUCCCUCUCUCCAACAUUCAUCAGCACAUGAACUAUUUUGUUCCCAUUGCUGUGUUCACUGAUUCUUUGGAAGCAAAUCCCUGGCAUCAUGCUAUGGUGUGAAAUAAUAUUUUAGAAUAGCUUUUAGCAAGUUAUGGUGAUGUGAAAAUUGUGCCUUAACUAUUUUAUAGUUACUUUUAAUGGGAAAUAGUAAUUGUAUUCCCUUCUAGGGACCUUAUUUACCUUUUUACACUGCUUUGUACAUCCGCCCCCCUCCUUUUUUUUUAAUGUGGAGGUUUUUCUAAAAGAGUUCUUGGCUUACAUUUACAUAUAUUCAGAGUUCCCUUAGCAUAACAGGGGUGCUAAAUAAUGUGUAGUGUCUCUUUUGUAGUUUGUAUAUUUGCAAAAAGUGCUUAAAAAGACUAAUUUGUAUUAAAAUUAGUCUUUUUCUUUGCAUUUUACAGAUUUCUGCAAUAAGUAAUGUUUGCCACUUACAGUUUUUAAAAAUCCAGUUUUGGGUAGAAAAUUAAAUUGUUCCAUAUAACAGUAAAUGGAUCUUUCUUGAUGGAACCAGCUGGAACUUGCUUGUAAUAUAAAGGUAGUGACUAGGGUUGCCCUCCAGCUGGUGUAAGUUCAGAAUUACAGAAAGAUGAGGAGGGUUAGAAUUUUCAUUUAUGUGAGGUCAAGGGUCGUGAUAUAUGAGCUCCUGAAUAUUUGUAAUUUAUCUAGCUCUAGGAGAGCCUACUGAAGUGAGUGGCUGGCUGAGUCCAGUGACCACAUCAGCACAUUCAGUAAUGGCUCUUGACGCUUUUGUCUGCCCUAAAUGAUUUGGUAAGAUCUAGAGUCAUAAUAUAAAAUAAUAGUUUAUUUUGACUUUGUUCUGCUUUGUAAUUUAUAGCAUAGUUUAAAGGAUACCUUUUUUGGAACAUGAAGAUAAAAUCCUCUUGUGUUCUAAAUAAUCUCUGUAUUUUUUAUCUCUUUAAUGAAUUUUAAAUAAUCUCUAUGCAGCAAAAGCACUUUAGAGAGAAUCCUGUUUCAAUCUUUUAAUGUCAGAAGAGUCAACUUGGGUUUAGAGGAGAUUAAGAACUCAUCCAAGGGAAAUAUUUAGUUACCAUGAGUCAGAAUCAGAGUCAAGUUAUAGAUUCCUUGUCCUCUGUAGGAGGAGACAUUGUGGGGAUAAAAGCAGUGGCUUUGUAGUUCUUAGGCAAUUGAAUCUAAGUUCAAAAAAACAAAUAUAGAUAUUUGGAAAUUAAAUAAAGUAAUAUGUAAUAUACCUACUGUCUUAGUCUCCUGGAGCUGUCAUAACAAAAUACCGUAGACUGGUGACUUAAACAACAGAAAUUUAUUUCUCACUCUCUGAAAGCUGAUGUCCAAUAUCAGGUUACCAGCACGGGCAGAUUCUGGUGGGGGCUCUCUUCCAGGCUUGUUCACUGCAUUCUCACUGCAUCUUCACGUGGCAGAGAGAGAGCAUAAUAAUCUCUUUUUACAAAGACACCAAUCACCACAAAGACUCCACUGUCAUGACCCUAUCUAAACCUGAUUAUCUUGCAAAGGCAUCAUCUCCAAAUACCAUGGUAGCAAUAGGGCUCCAACAUAUGAAUUUUGGAGGGGCACUGUUUAAUCCAUAGUACAUAUUGCUAGUGGUCAAUAGCUCUUAAUUACCUCUUCCUGUUUGCCUUCCCCAUUCUCAUACCCUUCACUCCUUCCUUCCUUCCUGCUCUGCACACUUGAUCAUAGUCUUUUUUUUUUUUUUCUUUAAAGAUGGGGUUUCACCAUGAUGGCCAGGCUGGUUUUGAACUCCUGACCUCAGGUGAUCCACCCACCUCGGCCUCCCAAAGUGCUAGGAUUACAGGCGUGAGCCACCACGCCUGGCCGAUCAUAGUUUCUUAUAGCCCAUUGGCAAUGACAUUCUGGUCUUUGAGAGGUUUCAAGAGGGCAGCCUUCAUGAAAAAUACAUUUUAAGCCCUUUCUGGGUGAUCUUUAUAUUUACACCCUCAAAGACAUUUAGAGUCACAUGGUGUGGAUUAGACUCUCCAAGUUAGAGGGAUGUGGAACAGGGAGGGCAGAGGUGAGGCUGCCUGGGUUCAUCAUGCCGGGAAAAUGGUUGUUCUGCCAGACAGCUUUUCCUUUAGGGAAAGUUUUUGGUGAGUUUGGAACUAGAGACUGGUGGGGAAAGCAGGGUGGAUGGCGGGGCUAGUGGAGAAAGGGCUGAAGGAGUGUGCUGCAUUAAGAACAAGGGGGCUGCACCAAGGGAGGAGUGGGCCUGCUCAGGGACUUGCAGUGGCCUUGAAAGGACUGGAGUGCUGAAGCCCUGCUGUCUGGCUUCAGAUUACUGGGUGCCCAAAUUACUUAACCUCUCUUUAUCUUCGUUGUCACAGUCUAAAAUGGGAAGAAUAAUAGUAUUUAUCUUAAAGGGUUGUUCUCAGAAUUAAAUGAAUUAAAGGUGAAGGGCUUAGCAGAGCGAUCCUCCUGCCUCAGCCUCCCAAAGAGCUGCGGUUACAGAUGUGAGCCACCAUGCCCAGCCCUCUUCCUUUGUUUACGUAGAUGUGAGUUUCUAACCUACGUUCUGUUUUCUGUGAAUAAUGUCUUUUUUUUCCUUUGUGAUGGAGUCUCACUCUGUAGCCCAGGCUGGUGAGUGCAGCGGUAUGAACUCAGCUCACUGCAACCUCUGCCUUCCGGGUUUAUGUGAUACUCCUGCCUCAGCCUCCCAAGUAGCUGGGAUUACAGGCACCAGCUAUUAUGCCCGGUAUUCCCAUCUGUCAACAACACUUAAUUUGGAAUAACAUGGAACUUGAAGAUGAUUAUUGCUUGAAUAAUUACAACAUUUCAGAAGGUUGUACCUUGAAGCUCGUUUUGGCUCUGCGUGGUGGACCUAUAAAUACUAGAAAAGUUCCUACAGAAGAUCCUCUUAGGGAGAUGGCAGAGUACUUGGAUUCCAGUCAAGAUGAGAUCUGGGAGAAGAUCUCCUGCAACAAGCAAGUUACAUUUUUGGUAUACCGAGAACGAGAUCAGUUGAAUUUCUUUCGUGUAGUAGAUAGGGGAGAUGGCACUUUAACACCAUUAUCUGAAUCUUUAAGUUACUGUUUUCUUUGUAGUGGUGGUUCUACGUAUAAUUUGUAUACAGAUGAGGAUGAAGAAACUGAGCCUUCUCCUUCUGGGCAACAGAUAAUUGAAAAUUCAAUCACUAUGAAUAAGAUGAAGCUGCUGAAGGCUAAGAUGAAGAACAUGAAUCUCAGCAAAAAGCCUAAGAAAGCUGUCAAGGUAAAACCUCACCCACCUAUAGCUCCUCGACCUUCUAGUGGUUCCACUGCACCAUCUCGCCACCGAUUGUUAAGGGUUCUCCCCAACAUUGGGCAAUCUUGUUUACCUUCUCUUGGGAACACGUAUCUGCCUGAAACAUCCAGGAAUGCAAUUUCAAAUUUGGUAACUCAACUCCCUGCUGAGAGACCCAUAUCUUCUAUCACUGGUGAAUUUCUUAAGGAAGAUGAUAACUGGAAGAAUAACACACUGUCUCCCUCCAGUAGCAGUGUCAAACUACCUCCUCAGAUACCCCACUUGGAGUUGAGAAAUGACGAAGAGCUUGCUGACUCUGUUCUCCAUCUUGGAUCAUCCCUGCCUAGGCAGACAAAACACUUUGUAGGAAACUUGCCAUCUAGUAAUAAGAAGGACACUGUUUUACUUCCACCUACAGAAGAAUGUGUAACCGAAGAAUCACUUCUACCUGAAGUAGGCUCACUGGCUUCAUUUGCAGAAGGAAAGGCUGAUGAACAGAACAGUGGCUUAGAGGGUGCAUGCAAAGUGAAUCCGGAGUUGUUACUCACUAAUGCUGACAAAAGGUUGAAAGCUCCUGAGCAGCAUCUCAAGCAUGUUGCAAGAGUGCUGAAUGGGGAAUCUGUAGAGGCUUCAGUUCUUAACUACCGAGAAUUAAGUCCUCACAAGAACAGACUCUUGUCACCUCUUCACUGUUCUGCACCAAGGUCGCUACAUAAUUCUCUGGUGAAACCACAGAGACAGUCCAAAUGUUUUGAGUCUGGGAAACUACAGUCGUCUUCUCAAAAUGUGUUCCAGUCACUGGAUGUUCGAAACAUAACUGAUUCUUCUUUCUCUGCGACUACUCGCUUUCUAGGUGUUAAAGUUGAUUCACCUGGGAAGAGAUCUGACGUUAUUUCCAAAGUUGAGGCUCGGGAUAUCACAGAAAUGGUUAACAAGGCUUCCAAAGAGCCUGUUGGUUGUGUAAAUAAUAUCAGUUUUCUUGCUUCACUGGCCCGGAGCACAAGCAGAGAUAGUUUCCAGAGUACACGUGGAGCAGGCAGGCUUCGGACCCCUGGAAUUGGGCUGUCUACAAACCUCCAGCAUUUUCAGGAAGAAAACCUUAGGAAAAGUUCUCCCCAGUUAGAACAUACAGAAUUUUUUUUCUCUACCCAUGGUAUUGGAAUGAAUGGAAAUAAUGCAGCAGCAGGGAAAAGAGUAGGAGAAUGUACUACUCAUCACCUCCCACCUGUGAAAGCCCCACCUCACACAAAGAAGAAAACAACAAAUCAUUGUUUUCUUUGUGGAAAGAAAACAGGACUGGUUACUAGCUACGAAUGCAGAUGUGGAAACAACUUCUGUGCAUCUCAUCGUUAUGCAGAAACUCAUGGCUGUACCUAUGAUUACAAGAGUGCAGGGAGGAGAUACUUGCAGGAGGCAAAUCCUGUGGUCAAUGCACCAAAACUUCCAAAAAUCUAACUCUUCCUCUGCACCUUACUGUUCUGCUCGGGAAUCGUAUUAUAAUGACAGAAGAAAUAUUGUUUAGACUGCAUUAUUUUUGUUCGACUCCAAAAGAUUUGCCAAAUAACAAAAACAUACAAUGCAUACUGUUGGAGAACAAGAAUACUACUGUAUGUUACACCUCUACUUCUUGGGGAAACAAGUUUUCAAAGUAGUUUUAAAAACUUUACACUGGAUGAUUUAGCUUUGUUAUUGCAUGUCUUAAGUGUUUUAUAUUUGAUAUUGCAGUUUUAAUAGACACAUCUUCAAAAGAUGCACUUUAGGAACUUAAAUGCUUUCUAAAUAACCAGCCUUCCACAUUGUACAGAAUGAACAGUCAUGUAAUGAUUGGCUCUACUCAAAUGGACCAUAUGGUUUUUUUUUAUUAUCUUUCUUUUCUUCUCCUUCUUAUUCUUUUUUUUUUUCCAGAGGUAGGAUGAGUGGAGAUUUUUUUAAAAUCCCAUGUAUGAAACUUUACUGGGUUUACUAGCAAGUUCCUUUUUACUUCAAGCUACUUCUUAUAAAAAAAGAACAUUUUUCCAGUGUGGUUUUUAACAGAUAUAUAUUUCUUCCACAUUCAGAUAUGUUUUCACUCUAUAAAACACAUCAUGUUCAUGAUAGUGUAUAUUGUACUACUUUUUGAAUGUCAAUUUAAAAACAGAUGUCCCACUUGCCAUUAAAUAUAGAAACCAACUUUUUACCUUUUGAAAAUGGCUACAUUUAAAACAAAAUCUCACAGCUUGGUUUCUCUUAUUUGUUGAGUGCUAUUACCAGGAGAAAUUCAAAUAAAUAUUCAAUUUCAUUAUGA
Molecule: messenger RNA, 5633 nt
Organism: Callithrix jacchus (white-tufted-ear marmoset)
Lineage: Eukaryota; Metazoa; Chordata; Mammalia; Primates; Cebidae
Gene: ZFAND4
Product: zinc finger AN1-type containing 4
Molecular function (GO): protein binding; zinc ion binding
Source: RefSeq, a predicted model, not a curated record